Molecule: messenger RNA, 3060 nt
Organism: Drosophila willistoni
Lineage: Eukaryota; Metazoa; Arthropoda; Insecta; Diptera; Drosophilidae
Product: mucin-2
Exons: 5
Coding region: 69-2966 (965 amino acids)
Cellular component (GO): extracellular region
Molecular function (GO): chitin binding
Source: RefSeq, a predicted model, not a curated record
CAAUCGCAAACUUGUGUCAAGUUUUAAUUGCAAGUUUUAUAUAGCUUAGAGUUUGUGAAAAGGACAAAAUGCGGAACUUUUAUGCUUUUGCGUUGCUCGUGCUUGCAGUUACCGCCAGCUGCACUUCGGGUGCCAGCAUGGAUCGGUUAUAUGGUGAAGGUCAAAUAUAUUGCCGUGGCAAAGCCAACGGUAUUCGCACUAUGGUUCCCGGCAGCUGUUCCCAGUUUUACGAAUGCCAAAAUGGUGUGGCCAGUAAGUACUCUUGUCCCAAGUUCUAUGAUUUUAAAGCUAGGCGGUGUGUGACAUACAAUCCUGGCUGCACGGAAAGUGCUGAGAUUCAGCCGAACUUAGCUAGAGAUACAGCAGAGCCAUGCAAAAAGACGACAGCGGCUCCACCAUGCGUAACCACCACAACUCCAUGCACAACAACAACUACAACUACUCCAUGUGCUCCAACAACCACAACAACAACUACAACAACGACAACUACUAAAACAACUACGACGAGGACAACUACAACUACAACUACUCCAUGUGCUCCAACAACCACGACAACGACGACUACUACAACAACGACAACAACGACAACUACAACAACGACAACUACUACAACAACUACGACGACGACAACUACAACUACCACAACAACAACUACAACUACUUCUUGUGCUUCAACAACCACGACAACAACAACUACUACAUCAACUACAUCAACAACAACAACAACCACCCCUUGCGCUCCAACAACAACAACUACUACAACAACGACAACCACUACAACAACGACAACUACAACAACAACGACAACAACAACGACAACAACAACGACAACAACAACAACUACAACUACUCCAUGUGCUCCAACAACCACAACAACGACAACUACCACAACAACGACAACUACCACAACAACUACUACAACAACGACAACCACUACAACAACGACAACUACAACAACAACGACAACAACAACAACAACGACAACAACAACAACUACAACUACUCCAUGUGCUCCAACAACCACGACAACGACGACUACUACAACAACGACAACUACAACAACAACGACAACUACAACAACAACGACAACAACAACAACUACAACAACAACAACUACAACUACUCCAUGUGCUCCAACAACCACAACAACGACGACUACUACAACAACGACAACUACAACAACGACAACUACUACAACAACUACGACGACGACAACUACAACUACCUCAACAACAACUACAACUACUCCAUGUGCUCCAACAACCACAACAACGACGACUACUACAACAACGACAACUACAACAACAACGACAACAACAACAACUACAACUACAACUACUCCAUGUGCUCCAACAACCACAACAACGACAACUACCACAACAACAACCACAACAACGACAACCACCCCUUGCGCUCCAACAACAACAACUACUACAACAACGACAACCACUACAACAACGACAACUACAACAACAACGACAACAACAACAACUACAACUACUCCAUGUGCUCCAACAACCACAACAACGACAACUACCACAACAACUACUACAAUAACGACAACCACUACAACAACGACAACUACAACAACAACAACUACAACUACUCCAUGUGCUCCAACAGCCACGACAACGACGACUACUACAACAACGACAACUACAACAACGACAACUACUACAACAACUACGACGACGACAACUACAACUACCUCAACAACAACUACAACUACUCCAUGUGCUCCAACAACCACGACAACGACAACUACUACAACUACAACUACGACAACAACAACUUGUAAACCAACAACAACGACAACAACUACAACGACAACAACUACGACGACGACAACAACAACAACGACAACUUGCAAACCAACAACAACCACAACAACGACAACUACGACGACGACAACAACAACCUGUAAACCAACAACAACAACUACAACUACGACAACAACUACGACAACAACUACAACUACGACAACGACGACCACAACAACGACAACUACUACAACAACUACAACUACGACGACGACAACAACAACUUGCAAACCAACAACAACGACAACUACGACGACGACAACAACAACCUGUAAACCAACAAUAACAACUACAACUACGACAACAACUACAACUACAACUACGACAACGACGACCACAACACCUUCCAAACCAACAACAACGACAACAACAACUACAACUACUACAACUACAACUACAACUACAACUACGACGACAACAACAACAACUUGUAAACCAACAACAACAGCGACAACAACUACGACGACGACAACAACAACUUGCAAACCAACAACAACCACAACAACGACAACUACGACGACGACAACAACAACCUGUAAACCAACAAUAACAAGUACAACUACGACAACAACUACAACUACAACUACAACUACGACAACGACGACCACAACAACAUGCAAACCAACGACAACGACAUCAACAACUACUACAACUACAACUACAACCACAGCAACGACGACCACAACAACUUGCGAACCAACACCAACGACAACAACAACUACUACAACAACAACCACAACAACUACAACGACGACAACAACAACAACCUGUAAACCACCCACAACAACGACAUCAACUACAACCUGUAAACCACCCACAACAACGACAACAACUACAACCUAUAGCGGCGCUGCUGCCGCUCAGGCGAAUCGUAACACUAUCCGCCGACGACCCCGCCCCAACCGUAGACCACUCUGGGAAGCUCUACAACAGUUUCAAGGAACCGCUAAUACCGUGAAUCUCCAGCAAAAGGUUUCUUGCAUUGGCAAGCCUGACGGUUUCUUAAUGGCUUCACCCCAACGUUGCAAUGACUAUUAUAUUUGCCGACAUCAACGCGCCCUCAAGGUCAGCUGCGGUGAUAAAUACUUUAACGGUCUAAAGGGUAUUUGCGAUCUGCCCGAAAACACCAGCUGUGUUCAAUCAUAAAUGAACAAAAUAACUCCUCGCUCCUUGGACCGAUGAUGAUACUGAAAGAAAAAAAUUUGAAACGAAGACAUGAAACUCUACCAAGAAAAAGAUA